GGAUCUGCUCCACUAACGGGGAAGCGACGACGGCAGUUUAAUCUUUCAUCGUGGAAAUAAAAAGAGGUGAACAGCGGGACGAAUACUCCAGAAACGGUCUCCGCCUCCAGCCAAGAUGAUCCACAGCCUGUUCCUGGUCAACGCCUCGGGGGACAUUUUCCUGGAGAAGCACUGGAAGAGCGUGGUCAGCCGCUCUGUGUGCGACUACUUCUUCGAGGCUCAGGAGCGCGCGACCGAGCCGGAGAAUGUCCCACCAGUGAUCCCCACGCCGCAUCACUACCUGAUCAGUGUGCUCAGGCAUCGCAUCUACUUUGUCGCGGUCAUCCAGAGCGAGGUGCCGCCGCUGUUCGUCAUCGAGUUUCUGCACAGAGUCGUCGACACAUUCCAGGAUUAUUUUGGAGUGUGUACAGAGGCCGCCAUUAAAGACAACGUAGUAGUUGUCUAUGAACUUCUGGAAGAGAUGCUGGACAACGGCUUCCCGCUGGCCACAGAGUCCAACAUCCUCAAGGAGCUCAUCAAACCUCCCACAAUCCUCCGCACCAUGGUCAACACUAUCACAGGCAGCACCAAUGUCGGUGAACAGCUCCCCACAGGCCAGCUGUCAGUGGUGCCAUGGCGACGCACCGGAGUCAAAUACACCAACAACGAAGCUUACUUUGACGUGGUGGAGGAGAUUGACGCCAUCAUCGAUAAAUCAGGCUCCACCAUCACCGCAGAAAUCCAGGGAGUUAUUGACGCCUGUGUCAAACUGACAGGCAUGCCCGACCUCACUCUCUCGUUCAUGAAUCCUCGGCUGCUGGAUGAUGUCAGCUUCCACCCGUGUGUUCGGUUCAAGCGCUGGGAAGCCGAGCGGAUCCUCUCCUUCAUCCCCCCUGACGGAAACUUCCGCUUGCUCUCCUACCACGUCAGCUCUCAGAACCUGGUAGCAAUCCCGGUCUACGUCAAACACAACAUCACCUUCCGGGAGGGGAGCUCUCAGGGCCGCUUUGACUUGACCCUGGGACCCAAACAGACCAUGGGCAAGGCGGUGGAGUCUGUGCUAGUCAGCAGCCAGCUGCCCCGGGGGGUCCUCAAUGCUAACCUCAACCCCUCCCAGGGAACGUACACCUUCGACCCGGUUACAAAGAUGUUGUCGUGGGAUGUCGGAAAGAUCAACCCACAGAAGCUCCCCAGUCUGAAAGGAACGAUGAGCCUGCAGGCCGGAGCCUCCAAACCCGACGAGAACCCCACCAUCAACAUCCAGCUCAAGAUCCAACAGAUGGCCAUCUCAGGGCUGAAAGUGAACCGGCUGGACAUGUACGGUGAGAAGUACAAACCUUUCAAAGGCAUCAAGUACAUGACCAAGGCCGGCAAGUUCCAGGUGCGGACAUAAAGGGGCCGGCGCUCAGUGCCCACCGGACCAAACCACCAUGAGACUGAGGACUGACGUGAGGGGGGGGGGGCGGGGCGGGGGCGUGGAGUUGGUACAUUCCCUGUGUUUAUGCAUUUCAGGAUUAACUGAAAAUAUUGAAGGCUCCUUGUAGCAGUUAAGAACGGACCAUUGCACAUCAAAAAGAAAAGCAUCAUAUGUCUCAUAGACAGGUUAGAUCUCUGGACCCAUCUCGAGGUCAGACCCUGAUCCAUCUGUUUCAUUUUAACAGAUUUUAUUUUUUUUCAUUAAUCAUUUUCCUCCUGACCCCGCUGAUGUCACGCUGUCCCGCCUGAAGGUCUGUCAGUUUGUGUCCAUUCAGCCUCCAUUAAGGUCAUCACAUUCAAAGUGAUUCUACAAUGUCGUAAAGUUGGCAUCCCAGUCUGUGAGUCCGCAGUGCCUUUACUUACGGCGUUGCUGAAGCACGGCGAGCAGAGACACAGCUGAAGCUCCACACACACACACACACACACACACACACACACACACACACACACACACACACACACACACACACACAC
This is a messenger RNA of Labrus bergylta (ballan wrasse), 1929 nucleotides long. RefSeq names its product adaptor related protein complex 3 subunit mu 2 (gene ap3m2). NCBI's taxonomy places the organism in Eukaryota, Metazoa, Chordata, Actinopteri, Labriformes, Labridae. Gene Ontology annotation, cellular component: cytoplasmic vesicle; clathrin adaptor complex. The record is from RefSeq and is a predicted model, not a curated record. Gene Ontology annotation, biological process: endocytosis; intracellular protein transport.